Diabrotica balteata is the source of this 324-nucleotide messenger RNA. The record is from the annotation of a GenBank genome assembly. Lineage: Eukaryota; Metazoa; Arthropoda; Insecta; Coleoptera; Chrysomelidae.
AUGCCAUUAAUAUCCAAACCAAAUAUACCCACCUCAUCAGCUCUAUCAUCUCACAUAAUCAUAACUAACCAGCCUUCACCUUCCAGUCUAAACAAUAAUUCUUUCUCGGUUAAUGAAAAUAAAGAGAAUCCAGCACCAAAAGAAUUUUGCGUAUCCAACGAGGAAAAUACAUCUAAAUCGUCCUCCAAACAAACUGUAUCUGAAGCAAUAUCAUCCCCGAUUGAGACAUCAGCUAGUGACGAUUUCAAUGCUAACUCAGAAACAAAAAAGAAUAAAAACAAAAAUACUAACAAUACCUUUAGACACGCUAAUGCAACCAAUUAA